Carcharodon carcharias (great white shark) is the source of this 1851-nucleotide messenger RNA. RefSeq names its product beta-1,3-galactosyl-O-glycosyl-glycoprotein beta-1,6-N-acetylglucosaminyltransferase 3-like. The coding region runs from base 79 to 1395 and encodes 438 amino acids. NCBI's taxonomy places the organism in Eukaryota, Metazoa, Chordata, Chondrichthyes, Lamniformes, Lamnidae. Gene Ontology annotation, molecular function: acetylglucosaminyltransferase activity. The transcript is spliced from 2 exons. Gene Ontology annotation, cellular component: membrane. The record is from RefSeq and is a predicted model, not a curated record.
AAGUACAGGAGUGUAUAGUUAUUUGAUGGAGAAGGACAGGGAUUGAAAAGAUUGAUCUUCAAAAAUUCUUGUACAAAGAUGAAUAUGAGAAUUGUCAAAUAUCGCUUUAAGUGUGCUUUGGCCACUGUGACUGCUCUGACUGGGCUUGGAUUUCUAUUUGCUGGAAAGUUUCAAUCCUGUGAGGAGGAUAUGCCGGGAAUUUGGGAAAACUCAGAAGAUGGAAGUAACAGAAGGUGUUCGGAUUUGUUUUAUAGGAUCCUAAAUCUGUCUGCUGAACAGCCAAUCUGUCUCCGGAUUAUUAAAGGAGAUCAGAUAGCCGUUCAAGAAGCUCUUUUAAACACUCUUGACGUGUCAGGUAAACAAAACCCUUUGACAGAAAAUCAUUACUUGAAUAUGACGAAAGACUGUGCUGCAUACAUAAAAGAUCGUAAAUAUCUAACCUUCUCACUCAGCAGGGAGGAGAGGAAUUUUCCCAUCUCCUAUUCCAUUGUGAUUCAUGACAACAUAGAAAUGUUUGAAAGGCUCCUGAGAACCAUUUACGUCCCUCAGAAUGUUUAUUGUAUCCACGUGGAUAGGAAAGCUGCGGACAGUUUUCAUCUUGCUGUCAGGACCAUUGUUGCUUGUUUCCACAAUGUUUUCGUUGCCAGCAAGUUGGAGAAUGUGAUCUACGCGUCGUGGUCCCGGGUACAGGCUGAUCUGAAUUGUAUGGAGGACCUGCUGCAGAGCCCGGUCCAGUGGAAAUAUUUCAUUAACCUGUGCGGGUUGGACUUCCCCAUUAAAACAAAUGCUGAGAUUGUCAGAAAUCUGAUUGUCCUGAAUGGCAAAAAUAGCAUGGAGUCCGAGGUGCCCUCACCAUCCAAAAAGGUGCGGUGGCUUUUUCAUCAUGAAGUUAAAAACCAAGUAAGCAGAACUGAGGAAAAGAAGAGCUUACCUCCAAUAAGUACACCUAUGUUCACUGGGAAUGCAUACUUUGUGGCUGCAAGGGAAUUUGUGAACCAUUUGUUUGCGAGUCCUGAAGUUCAGAAAUUUCUAAAGUGGGCAGAAGAUACCUAUAGUCCUGAUGAGUUUGUUUGGGCUACUCUGCAGAGAAUGCCAACUGUACCAGGCUCCAACCCCUCCAAUAGCAAGUACCAGAUGUCAGAUAUGGCAGCCAUUGCUCGCUUGGUGAAGUGGUCCUACUUGGAAGGAGACAUAACCAAAGGUGCACCUUAUCCCAAGUGUACAGGAGCUCAUCGUCGUUCAGUGUGCAUCUAUGGUUCUGGUGACCUUCACUGGAUCCUGCAACAACAUCAUCUCUUCGCAAACAAAUUUCAUUCUGAAGUAGAUAACACAGCCCUUCAGUGCUUGGAGGAACAUCUGAGAUAUAAAGCAAUUUAUAGAAAAGGUUUGAUGUAAGGCUAUACUUUAUUCCAUCCCAACUUUUCCAUGUUUAUUUGUUGUUCACAUAGUUGUGUAAUCCCAUUUAGCCUCCUUCAUCUGUCAGGAGAGUAGUCCAAGCCUUCUUGAUUAAUGAUACCAUUACCUAACAGAUGACAACUUCUGAAAUUUUUCAACCAUACAAAAACACAAUGCACUGCACCAAUCCCUCCAAUAUUGCAGUAUUCCAUUGUUUCUUUAAAGUCUCCAAUAUUUUCUUUCAUUAUUUUAUUCAGAGCUCAUUCCAAGUGCUGAUCACUCUCUUCAUGAAGGAGAAUCUCAAUAUCAAUCCCAAAAUUACCUUUUAAUAGUUGAACCCGUGUCCUAACUCAAUUUAAAAUAAUGUCCCAGGUUUAACUUUUCCAUGUUGGGUAUUAUGUCAGGUUUUGACAAUGUAAACUAUUUUCAAGUUAUUUACAGAAACUGGGUUUUGAA